AUGAUUGAAUUAACUCCAGUGUUGAUAAAGUUACGUGCGCGCUCUCGCAAGAACUCUAGUGUUGAUAAAGUUACGUGCGCGCUCACGCUAUCAAGCGACAAGAUGGCGGUCGCCGCCGGAUCAGUCGUUAAAGUUCCCCGAAACUUUCGGCUGCUGGAAGAGCUUGAGGAAGGACAGAAAGGCGUGGGAGAUGGCACCGUCAGCUGGGGUCUGGAGGACGACGAGGACAUGACCCUGACAAGAUGGAGAGGCAUGAUCAUCGGACCUCCACGGACAAUCUAUGAAAAUAGGAUGUACAGUCUCAAGGUCGAAUGUGGUCCCCGAUACCCUGAGACUCCGCCCUUUGUCAGAUUUGUGACAAAGAUAAACUUGAAUGGCGUGGACAACUCAAACGGUGUGGUUGACAAGCAAGCUGUGUCCGCGCUGGCCAAGUGGCAGAUCUCCUACACUAUCCGGACGGUGCUGCAGGACCUGAGACGGCUGAUGUUGUGCAAGGAAAACAUAAAGCUCCCCCAGCCCCCUGAGAACCAAAUCUACACCAACUGAGGCAGAGCUGCUCUCGCUUCCACCGUUACUCACUACCACCCCCCUCUCCCAGCUUUAUGGUUUGCGUUCAUCUCUCUUCCCCCGUCCACCUCUGUGUCACGUCAAGCCCUCUGCCAGCACCUGUGCACGCACAUACAUGGCAGCAAAACAUAACAUAUAUAUAUAAUGACAAAUACACAUUAGAAUAUGCGCCAAAAUGCAUAGAUAUACAAACUCAAGUCAUUCUUCAUGAAAGCCAUCAUCAUGUCUUGGUCCCCUCCCUCUCAUCACUGGAGUUCUGCUCGGAGCAGGUUCGACUAGGCAGGCAGGAGUCACAGUCCACCCAGAUGUGAUCAUUUGAAUACUGUACAUCUUACUAAUCUUUUUUUUUUUUAAUUGUUAUUUGUUAUAAAUUCCGAUUGUACAAUAACAUAAAUAAUAUUAUUGUGUGUAUAUCUUGUGUGUUGCCUUUUUGUAACCCAGUCAACACAAUUGUGCAUACUAUCAACAAUAUAAUUUGGGAUCACUUCCUAGUAUCUACUGAAAAGACAAAUUUGAUCAAGGUCACCUAUGGAGACGCGUGUAUUCAGCCGGUGUCAAAAUACUUGUUCUGGCUGUUGCUAUGUAUACGUGUUGAAUUCUGUUGACCAAAUAUAUGGUACAUGCAUGUGUGCGUAAAGCUAGGUGCCUAUAGAGGAAACGGGGAAUCAAGUGGGCAACUUAAGUAAACAAAAGUGGCACUGAAGUAAUCCAUUUUUUUUUAUUUUGUUGGGCAGAGCUACCACAAACUGGUAACGAUUAGUCAAUCCUAAAGUUUCCAUGUUUUUGAUUUGAACUGAAAAUAAAAUUGUGUUAAAUCGAUGAUUGGUUAAACAAAAAAAAGAUAAAAAAUGAUCCCAGUAAACACCCCACUUAACCGCUUGAAGAAAACUGGAACCAGCUACCUCUUUUGGUCUUUGUAUAGUCAGCCCAGACAUCUGACUUGUGGAAGUAUGUUCUUAACCACUUGUAUUUGUGUUGAUUUCUCCUCCCUCCAUGUGAGUCAUAAGUGUGAUGCUAGAUGUCUGGUUGUGGUUAUACGCUAAAUAGGUUUUGUGGAUUUAAGGUACACCCUUCAUGCUCCAGAAAGUAGGUGUCUGGAGUUUACCAUGACUUGCCUUAUGUACAGUGUUUACAUAUCUUCUGUUCUGACCUUGAGUGAUCUUACCAAAACAUUGGGGAAACUUGAGUCAUGUAAGCACUCCUUUGCCGGCCAAUGCAUUUCCAAUUGAAUUUCAAAUGUAGCUGGGCGUUUAGAUUGGCGUUAGCGGCACAUUUUAUAAUUGGUGGGUUAAGACCUAUUUGUGCAAUUCUUUGUGAUUAGGCCUGUGUGUAGUUGACAUGGAUUUGUUUCCCCACAAUAUAGAUAUGAGUUGCCAUGACAAAAUUGAAUUAUUUGUUUUCAACAUCCAUAUUACUCAAUUAGUAAUAAAAGCUGCUCAGAGUACAUCA
Molecule: messenger RNA, 2016 nt
Organism: Gadus morhua (Atlantic cod)
Lineage: Eukaryota; Metazoa; Chordata; Actinopteri; Gadiformes; Gadidae
Product: ubiquitin-conjugating enzyme E2 variant 1
Exons: 5
Coding region: 1-546 (181 amino acids)
Source: RefSeq, a predicted model, not a curated record